AUGCUCGACCCUGAUGUCGUCCUGAAGACGAGUCCGGAAGUCACGCUCGGAGAGAUAUGGAAUGUCGACGAAAGGGAGAAUAUCUGUGCGCAUACGGAUUGCCCAAGGGACUGCGAGAACGAGGAGAUUGCGAUCAAGUACCAGAACACGAAAGGCAGCGAUCAUAGUUUCUUCAUCUCCUUGAACCGAGAUGAACCGUUCAAAACUUACGAGCAGCCGGCCAAUCUACCUGUUAUUCAUGAAGCCAAAGGCUCGUGCUUCAGCGAGAAAGGACGUGACUGGAGGAUCGAGCCAGAACCCCACAGGAAGAAAGUUGAUCGCGCGCUGAAGAAAGACGAUGCCUUCGCCAAGUACUGCGAAGGCAAGCUGCACACCUUCUGCACGGCUGAAAAGCUCGAGGUCAUCGACGAUGAAGAGUUCGAGCGCCGUGAGGUCGCGAAACGAAAGGAGAAAGAGGAUAGACGGGAGAGGUGGGGGAAGAAGCUUGGGACGGAGCUUGUGCCUGUUGAGGAUGGUAGGUAUUCUAGUAGUUUGGACGAGUCUGGCGAGGAGAUGUCGGAUGAUGGGUUCUGA
Messenger RNA from Peniophora sp. CBMAI 1063, 573 nucleotides. The record is from the annotation of a GenBank genome assembly. NCBI's taxonomy places the organism in Eukaryota, Fungi, Basidiomycota, Agaricomycetes, Russulales, Peniophoraceae.